Molecule: messenger RNA, 2311 nt
Organism: Symsagittifera roscoffensis
Lineage: Eukaryota; Metazoa; Xenacoelomorpha; Acoela; Convolutidae
Product: phospholipid phosphatase 2-like
Exons: 1
Coding region: 1061-2158 (365 amino acids)
Biological process (GO): signal transduction; phospholipid metabolic process; phospholipid dephosphorylation
Cellular component (GO): plasma membrane
Molecular function (GO): phosphatidate phosphatase activity
Source: RefSeq, a predicted model, not a curated record
ACUCAAACAUCAAACUCAAACAGAAUUUACUCAAACUCAAACUUUAAAAUCCAAUGUUUGAAUUCCCUGUCUCUGAGACUAUCUGUUGUUGUGUUUUCGCCGUCUCAGUUGGUGGAAAUUUCGACGUUGUCACGUGUCUUUCUUUUUAAACAAAUUUUAUUCAAAUUAAUAUGAAAGUCCAAAUUAAACUUCCCGUGUUGGUCAAAAUGAACGAUUAAGACCUCUAAUUCGUUAAAACCGUUAAUCUUCCCACUCCGAUGUCACAAUAAAAUUUCGAAUUCUAACUUUGCAUUUUCGUACAUUCUGGUCGAAUGUCAUGGCACCUCUUACAAAUUGCAUAAAUAUAAUAACUAAUUGGCAUCCGCUAGUUAGAUCAGCCGAAUUUUGAAAUGCAUAAACUACACACAUGAAAAUCCGCUCAAUGAUGUUUUAGUUUUUAACAAUCCUAAACGUCAAGUAGACGUCGAAAGUUUAUGGAAAAGCCAUUAACUGGUAAAGAAAAAGCAUAAAUUUAAAAUCUCAAAAAAGUCAAAUGUUAAAAUUUAUCAUAUGUUAUCAUUUUUUGAGAAAAAAUUCGACCGUAGUUCGUAAUUUUACGAUUCGGCUAGAAGUCCUGUCAGCCUGAUGCCGGCACCUCUGGAAAAAAGCGUAUUUUUGACCGCGUUCCUGUUGAAAAGCUAUUUGUUUUUUGGUGCUUAGCUUGAAGGGGAGUGUUAUAUAAUAGGAAAGCCGGACAAUUGAUCUGCUUGAAAAGUGUUUCAUAAUGAGCGAGUCCCCUGUUUAUAUAUUUGGUUGUAGGUAUUUGAAUGUUUGUUCGCUUAACAUAAUCACUGUGUGGAUUGUUUGUUUUGUGCUUUGAAUGUCAUCGAGUACAAUGAUCAGAAAAGAACAGAUCAUAAGGGAACGGCAUAGCAGUUAACCUUGUUUGGUUACGUUAUUGGCUGUAAACCGAUGCCCUUUUAUUAAACUAACAAAUCAUGAACCAUCAGCCACGAACAAACAAAUCAAGCCGAGUCAAUUAGCAAAAAAGAGAAUAGAAUAUACUCGGAGACGUUUGAAGAUGUGUGGCAGUUUGAACAGUGAUCGUAAUAAGUGGAUUUUUAUCGGGAAUGUUCUGGGAUUGGUGGGUUAUACUGCACUGGCCAACUGUGUAAUUUUAACCUUCUCUGAACCAGUUGAUCGCGGUGUGUACUGUGGCGACCCAAGUAUUAUUUAUCCACUAAAAAGCGAAAUAGUUUCUGGUUGGGAACUUGUUAUCAUCACAACUUUACCUGUUAUCAUCAUUGCAGCUAUGAACUAUUUUGUUGUGGCAUUUACGGGUCUGCUACCAUUCUCAGAAGACAAUAAGCCCUCUCUAUUGGAAAGUUGCCUCUCUGUUCGAAAAGUUGUCCACAUAUGCUGGAUGGAAAAUGUAUUGGUUUUCUUGGUUAUUACUGCUGGAAAUUCUACUUGCUAUUUGAUUACGGAAAUUGCUAAAGUGUCAGUAGGAGAAUACAGACCUCACUUUCUGGCUGUUUGUAGGCCAAACAACGAAGCUUUCUCAAGCUGGGGGCAGUUCAAUUGCGAAACGCAAACGCUUAUGACUAAAGAUAAUUUUAAUUGCAGUGCAGAUAAUGACCUUGUUUACGACGCCAUGAAGUCAUUCCCUUCCGGACAUGCUUCUAUUGGAGCAUUUGCCGCUGUGUUUGGAGUUAUAUAUUUGCAGAAGUUUUUAAAACGGUUUAAAAACAUCUGUAUGCUCAAAACUCUGAUUCAAGUCUGUUUCAUUGUGUCUGCAUGGUUUGUUGCAUUCAGUCGCGUUGCGGAUAAUCAUCAUCACCUUUUGGAUGUUAUCAUAGGCCUGCUCAUUGGAUGUAUUUUGGCAAUAGUUUGUGUUGAAUAUUGCUUCCCGACACAGCAGUUCAGCUUCGGAACUGUUGGUUCAAAGAUAUCUGAGACAGAAAAAGAGAACGGAUCUCCGGGUCUUUCUAGAAACGCAACUGUAGACACAAGCAGUCUCAAUUUUGAUGUCAAUCAGAAUAGAAGUAGAUCACGCGAUUCGCCUUCUGUGACUUCAAUAGCAAACGAAGUUACAGACUACCAUAGUAAACGAAAGGCAUCCAGAGAAAAAGCAGCGAUACAGCCAUACGGUCUAAUUGCAUACGAAACAAGUGCCUAAGACUUAUUAAUAACUUUAUCGUGAUACAUAUCAAUCAGCAGUUACCAGUCUUAGUUUCAAAACAAUCUACUAGUUUUAGCAGUACCGAUCUUAAGUUUUACAUUUGUUAUCUUUUCGUGUAUAUAAAUUUGAAUUAUAUAUUUUUGAAAUCAA